Molecule: messenger RNA, 3321 nt
Organism: Candoia aspera
Lineage: Eukaryota; Metazoa; Chordata; Lepidosauria; Squamata; Candoiidae
Gene: FKBP3
Product: FKBP prolyl isomerase 3
Exons: 6
Coding region: 188-859 (223 amino acids)
Molecular function (GO): peptidyl-prolyl cis-trans isomerase activity
Source: RefSeq, a predicted model, not a curated record
CGGAUAGGACUACGCUACCCAGCAAGCCCAACAGGAAGAGGCAAACGGAACCGCGUCUGGAUGGAGGUCGCGGGGCGCACCAAGGCAUGCUGGGGUUGUACUUCCGGCGGUGGGCGUGUGAGGGGCCCCUGAAGCGCGGAAGAGUUCCCGAACUUGUUCCGAACAGGCGCUCGCGUGAGGCGAUGCCAUGGCGGACCGCGCGCGCCCUUGGAGCCUGGAGGAGCUGCGGAGCGACGCGCUGCCCAAGCGGGAGAUUGUCCACUUUCUGCAGGAGCAAGCGGCACACAGGUUUCUUGCAGAGCACAAGUUGCUUGGUCAGAUAAAAAAUGUGGCUAAAACUGCUACCAAGGAUCAGUUAAUAACAGCAUACAACCAGCUUUUUGAAACAAAGAGCUUUAAGGACACAGAGAGUACUGAGCAAGUGGCAGAACAGGUGAAAAAUGUCAAGAUUGAUGAAGGCCAACCGAAAAAGACAAAACCUGAAGAAGUUGUUGAUGAGGCCUCCCCAAAAUAUGCUAAGUCAAUUCUGAAAAAGGGGGAUAAAAUCAACUUUCCGAAAAAGGGUGAUGUUGUUCACUGCUGGUAUACAGGAAAGCUGCAAGAUGGAACAGUCUUUGACAGUAAUGUUCAGACAAGUUCAAAGAAAAAAAAAGCAUCUCAACCACUGAGCUUCAAAGUUGGUGUUGGAAAAGUGAUUCGAGGUUGGGAUGAAGCCUUGUUGACGAUGAGCAAAGGAGAGAAGGCUAAUCUGGAAAUUGAGCCAGAAUGGGCUUAUGGGAAAAAAGGGCAGCCCGAUGCCAAAUAUCCUUGUGACAUUUAUCACUGUGUACAGAUUGCAAAAAACAUUUUUUGCAUAUGACUACAAUAGUGACUAAGAGCACACUAUUUUUUUUCUGACCAGUUUUACAGCGUUGCAGAAGCCACCAUUGCUGUCCAUUACACUAACAGUGUCUUCAUUGAUAGCUCCAUCAGUGGACUUCUCUAUAGAUUUGUGGAACAAUGGAGCAUUAAGGAGGUAGGACAGAAUAAGGCAAAGUUCAAGUAGUAAUCUUGGUCCACUUAUCUAAUAUUGGAUGCAAAGCAGGAAGGAAAAAAAAAUGUCUCCCCAACUUAAUUAGAUGUUCUCUUGUUGCCUGAUCUUGGUGACUAAGUAAUCUUUAAUUGCCUGCAGUAAUGGUGUAAUUGGGGAAAGGGAGAGAGAGACUCCUUAAAUUAAAGCAACUACGAAUUAGCAAAUAGGUAGAAAAGGAGAAAUGGACAUUGGUGGGUGGUUAGAACAUUUUAGGUUUUCCAAUUUCAUGCUUAAAUCCUCCAAUGGGCAUCUGCUUCCAGCAAUGUCUAGCUGCUUUUCUGACUAUGACAAUACCAGGCCUAAAAUGAUAACGGUAAGUAGUUCUGCAUCAGAGCCCAAGAACUACUUCUGUGUAAUUGGCAUAUUUGUGUCUGAAGAUGAAGAGAUGGCAUUGCCAGUUGUAAUGGGGAAGAAAUCUUAAAAUCUCUGAGCAUCCUGCUCGAUUAUAAUGUGCAACACAGAAUUUAUGAACACCCAUUACUCAGUUGCGAAAGCUCCCAUUUGAGUUAUAUGCUGAAGAAGAAUGACUUGUGAAAGGUCACGUAAGUUAGAAGAAAUGACGUCGGCCUUUUAAGUCUGGAUACAUUUGCAAAACAGUAUCUAUUAUGUAAGAAAUUCCUUAACUUCUAUUUCAGGAUUCCACCCAAUGCAAAACUUUUCUUUGAAGUUGAACUGGUAGAUAUUGAAUGAUGGAUUGUCGUCUCUUCAGACUCAAAUAAUUGUAAAGAUACUUCUGAUUUCAGGGAAAUGCAAACGUGGCCUUUUAUCUGAUAGAUGGAAGAAUCAAAAGCUCUUAUUGCAAUUACAGUACAAUAUCUGUAUAACUAAAAACUAGUUUAUAUGUGGCUUUGACUGAUGUUCUCUAGCAAGGUCUCGCAGAAAAAUGCUCUGGUUUAUUAAGCACUUUGUGCUCUCUAUGAAAAGAAGUUUAAGCUGAGGGUUCCUGAUUUGCUGGGUCAUAGUUUCGAUCCCUUUCAGCCAAAUCGCCACACACAUUUUGUUAAUCUAUUUUAGUCUUUCUGAUGCUACAAGGAAUGAGAGAUCGCAUAUGCUUAAAUCAGUAAACUUAAUCCUGCAGGUGUACAUAUCAGAAUAGCAGGGCAUAGAGUGGGUUAUUUGACUGGAGCAUAUUCAGUCAAAUGUACACCAUGUUGUAUUUCAACUAGGACAGAGGGUUUGAAUGCUCUUACUUUCAAAGCAGAUUGACAUAAGGAAAGAGUACAGUUAAGACUUUUUGGACCAAAUAUGCACCCUGGCUUCUGCAAAGUGUAGAAAUACAAGUGCCUUACGUGCAAAGUUUGAAAAUCAAUGCCGAAAAGAAACUUGGAACUGAAUAGCAGUACAGGUGAAACUGCCAGAAAGAAGCCAUGAUCCAAAAUAAAUUUAACAAACAGCCCACUUGGUGGUUCAAAAGGAAAAGGUACUUUUCAGAAAGAUUACACAAUUUGGUUUUAUUACAAAAAGGCAUUUUAAACAAAAAACUAAACUUACACAUGAAAAUUCCAAUACAAAAUCCAUCCUAAGACACAGCAUGGUUCUAGGAACACACUUCAUUUUAGUCACUCAAAGAGAUACCCUAUACAUUAUGCAUCCCCAUCUGUUAACAUUUUUCUAAAAGCUCACAGCUUUUGGGUGCUGCAAUUGUAAACUGGUAAAACCAAACAGAUGCAGGAAAAGGGGUGUGGAACUUUGAAAAGAUUCAAGCACACUUUACCUCAGGAGAGAAGGAAAGUGUUAUUUCCUGGCCUGGGUAGUGUUUGAGAUUGCUGGGGCAGAUUCUGGCCAGUAUUUAAUACAUGUUAACAGCUUGCAAAUUAACUUUCCCAAUGAAUUAUCAACACUACUUCAUAUAAUUGCUUGAUAAUUUUACUGUUGGGAAAGCUGAUUGCAUGGUAGACUAAAUACAGCAAGAUACCAACAUGAGUUUGUCACAAGAACCCUGUGAAAAUCAACUCAUUAUACAUGCAAAAAAGACAAGAAUCACGUGACAGUUUGUUCACAUCCCUAUUUCUUUCUCUUUUACAAAAGAAAAGCCUUAACAAAACAUUGUGAAAUUCCAUUUCUGGCUAAAUUGUUCUGCUCAGGUUGAAGAUGACUGAUAAUACUGUCCAUAAUUCCAUGCAUUUGAGUAGUUGUACUAAAGGGGAAAAAAUGGAGAAAGUUAAUACCCUGAAUAGUUGAUGUGCUAUAAACUCCAGUAUUAACCAGCGUGAAGUAGCUAAACAAUUAUUAAAGUAAGUUGAAAGCUG